Messenger RNA from Castor canadensis (American beaver), 1417 nucleotides. RefSeq names its product chromosome 5 C21orf91 homolog (gene C5H21orf91). NCBI's taxonomy places the organism in Eukaryota, Metazoa, Chordata, Mammalia, Rodentia, Castoridae. The record is from RefSeq and is a predicted model, not a curated record.
GCCGCGCUGAACGGCUGCUGUGGCGCACGGAGCCGGACGGUAAAGACCCCUCGACCCCUGCUCCAACCUGCCGGCGUCCGGGCCCCGGUUGUCCGUCUUUGCGCUACUGCGCGCCCGGUUCCCCGACGGGCUGACGGAUUGACGAGACAGACUCAAGUCCACGGCAGGCGAGGGGGACGGGCGGGCUGGCGCCCCCAAACCCGUGGCCGACGGGGCACUAUGAACGAAGAGGAGCAGUUUGUCAACAUUGACUUGAAUGAUGACAACAUUUGCAGUGUUUGUAAACUGGGAACAGACAAAGAAACACUCUCCUUCUGCCACAUUUGUUUUGAACUGAAUAUUGAGGGAGUACCAAAAGCUAAUCUUUUGCACACCAGAUCAUUAAGAGGCCAUAAAGACUGCUUUGAAAAGUACCAUUUAAUUGCUAACCAGGAUUGUCCUCGAUCUAAGCUGUCCAAAAGUACUUAUGAAGGAGUUAAAACCAUUUUGAGUAAGAAGAUAAACUGGAUUGUACAGUAUGCACAGAAUAAAGAUAUGGACUCUGAUUCUGAAUGUUCUAAAAACCCCCAGCAUCACCUUUUUAAUCUCAGGCAUAAACCAGAUAAGAAAUUACUCCCACAAUUUGACUCUCAAGUGCCAAAAUAUUCUGCAAAUUGGAUAGAUGGAAGUAAAGGUGGCAUCUCAAACUGUACACAAAGAAUUUUGGAGCAGAGGGAAAAUACAGACUUUGGGCUUGCUGUGUUACAAGAUUCGGGUGCUCCUUUGUGCCAUGACAGUGUAUUGUGGCCUCAUGGUCACAGUCAGGCCCAGAGAAAAGGAGAGAGAGUCUGUAGUCCAGAAGCAAAUAUCCAGACCCAGAACCUGCAUUACAGCAAGGAGGAACUGAAUUCAAUGACCCUUGAUGAAGUAAAGCAACUGAAUGUAAAGCUCCAACAGCAAAUCCAGGAAGUUUUCGAAGAGUUAGCACACCAACUUCAAGAAAAAGAUUCUUUGGUCUCAGAGCUCCAUGUCCGUCAUGUUGCCAUUGAACAGCUUCUCAAGAACUGUUCCAAGUUACCAUGCCUGCAAGUAGGAAGAACAGGAAUGAAAUCACACCUACCCAUAAACAACUGAACUAAACUCACAUUUCAUAUGCUAUUGGUUUGCCAAGCAUGCAGACUUCUUCAAAGUUUGAUGAAACUUAAUGGUCCAUUUUUUAUGGUCAUGAAAUUUGCAAAAUAUAAAAAUAUAAGACAGUACUUCACAUCUUUGUCUAAUAAAGCAGAUCACAUAUACUCUAGUCUUCUAGGGUUUAUCAUGUAGCUUUACUUUGGGAGUCUUUUUCUUACAAUUACUAAAUGCCUGUCCCUAAUUUUUACCACAUGUGACUUAACAAUUUAAUUUAAUUAAUUUAACAAUUUAAAUUAAUUGUUACAGU